Molecule: messenger RNA, 5813 nt
Organism: Tilletiopsis washingtonensis
Lineage: Eukaryota; Fungi; Basidiomycota; Exobasidiomycetes; Entylomatales
Exons: 4
Coding region: 204-5606 (1800 amino acids)
Biological process (GO): TOR signaling; cellular response to starvation; cellular response to amino acid stimulus
Cellular component (GO): TORC1 complex; cytoplasm
Molecular function (GO): protein binding; protein-macromolecule adaptor activity
Source: RefSeq, a predicted model, not a curated record
CCCCACUCCGGCCGACGCCUGCUCCAGCCGUGCAGCGCCUCUUCUCCAGCCAGGCGCCGCGUCUGGCUUGCACGGCCCUGGCGCUCGCCCUCCCACCGCCCGCGCACGCCGCGCCUGUCCGCGUGCCGCGAGCCUGAGGCGCCGCACGUCUGCACCACCUCCUGAGCCGACCGCUGGCCCGCGUCUCGCCUGCCGAGCACGCCAUGUCCGGCGGCGCGCCCCUCUUCCGGCCCGCGGCGGUGCGCCCCUCGACGUCGAUCUCAGGCAUCUCGGGCAUCAGCGCGUCCGUCUCGGCCGCGUCGCUGGCGCCCUCCACACACCACCUCGCCUUCCCCUCGACCGACUCGGACCUGGCGGCAGCGCUGCGCCGCGUCGACAUGCUCUCGAGCGAGGGCAUCGACGAGGCAGACACGCAGACGGGCGACGAGAGCUUGGACACGGAGGAGGAGGAUGACGACGACGACAUCUUCAGCACCACCAGCGGCCGGCGGCACGGCGCGGUGCUGCAGCCCGAGAUGGACGACUGGCUGAUCCUCGAGACCCCAUACAUGACGCAUUGGAACCAUAAGCGGCAUGGGACCGGCGGCAAUCCGCGGCAGCGCAACCCGGCAGAUGCGCCCGACUGGCGCAUGCGCGAGCGCCUGCGCACCGUCACGGCGGCGCUGGUGAUGUGCCUGAAUAUCGGCGUCGACCCGCCAGACGUGUCGAAGACGAACCCGUGCUCGAAGCUGCUCUGCUGGAUGGACCCGUCGUCGCUGGAGGUGUCCAAGGCGCUGCCGGCGAUCGGCAAGAACCUGCAGGCGCAAUUCGAGACGCUGAGCAUGAAGACGCGCUACAAGCAGUACCUCGACCCGAUCGUCGAGGAGACGAAGCGCUUCUGCACCAGCCUGCGGCGCACGGCCAAGGACGAGCGUGUGCUCUUCUACUACAACGGCUUUGGCGUGCCCAAGCCGACGCCCGGCGGCGAGAUUUGGGUGUUCAACAAGGCGUACACGCAGUACAUUCCCGUCACGCUCUUCGACCUGCAGAACUGGCUCGGCAGCCCGUGCAUCUUCGUCUGGGACGCCAGCUCGGCCGGCAAUGUCGUGGUGAACUUCAAGCGCCUCGCCGAGCGGCGCGCCGAGGAGGAGCGCGCCAAUGGCGGCGGCUCGUCGCAGCCGCAGCCGCAGCCGGGCGCAUCUGCGCAGCACUUUCCGCUGCGCGAGAGCAUCCAUCUCGCGGCGUGUGCGCCGGACGAGGUGCUGCCGAUGAACCCCGACCUGCCGGCGGACCUCUUCACGUGCUGCCUGACCUCGCCGAUCGAGAUCAGCCUGCGCUGGUUCGUGCUGCAGAACCCGCUGCCCUCGCGCCUCAACGUCGACAUGGUGAUGAACAUCCCCGGGCGGCUGCAGGACCGCCGCACGCCACUCGGCGAGCUGAACUGGAUCUUCACGGCCAUCACCGACACGAUUGCGUGGACGGUGCUGCCGCGCGCCAUCUUCCGGCGCCUGUUCCGCGACGACCUCAUGGUCGCGGCGCUGCUGCGCAACUUCCUGCUGGCCGAGCGCAUCAUGCGCUUCUACCACUGCACGCCGAUGAGCCACCCGAAGCUGCCGCCGACGCACAACCACCCGCUGUGGGACAGCUGGGACCUGGCCGUCGACCAGUGUUUGGCGCAACUGCCGACGCUGCUGGAGAAGGAGAAGGCGCAGGCCGACGCGGCGAACGGCGGCCCGCCCGUGCCGCCGCACCUCGCCGCCUUUGAGUACCGGCACUCGUCGUUCUUCAGCGAGCAGCUGAAGGCAUUUGAGGUGUGGCUGUCGCAAGGCGGCGUCAGCCGCAAGGGACGGCGGAGGCGCGUCGACGCCACGUCGCUCGCGAUUCGGCACGGCGUCACGGGCAUCCCACACGCCGGGUCCAGUGCAUCAUCUGCUGCGGGCACGGUGGAUGAGGAGGAUGAGGCGACAGCGCGGCCACAGCGGGAUCCGCCAGAUCAGCUGCCGAUCGUCCUGCAGGUGCUGCUUUCGCAGGUGCACCGGCUGCGGGCCUUGAUCCUCCUCUCACAGUUCCUCGACCUCGGGCCAUGGGCCGUCAAUCUGGCGCUCAGCAUCGGCAUUUUUCCCUACGUGCUCAAGCUGCUGCAGUCGCCCGCGGCCGACCUCAAGCCGGUGCUGAUCUACAUCUGGGCGCGGAUACUGGCCGUCGACCGCAGCUGCCAGAACGACCUGCUGCGCGACUCGGGCUUCGUCUACUUUGCCGGCGUACUUAGCCCCUUCUCGCCUUCGACUUCUGCCAACGCGGCUGCGGCAGGCGUUGCGGGCAACGGCAACGCGCUGCCCAUCCCCAACGUGUCGGAGCACCGCGCCAUGUGUGCCUUCAUCCUCGCCAUCUUCUGCCAGGACUUUCCGGCAGGGCAGGCAGCCGCGCUGGAGACGGACGCGAUGGACUCGUGCCUCGAGCACCUGGAGGACGAAGACUUCCUGCUGCGGCAGUGGAGCGCGCUGUGCCUGGCGCAGCUCUGGGACGAGAGCGCGGCCGGCAAGGCGCGCGGCCUGUCGAAGGAUGCGCAGGGCAAGCUGUGCAUGAUGCUCGCCGACGCCUCGCCCGAGGUGCGCGCGGCAGUGCUGUAUGCCCUCGGCACCCUGCUGGGCGCCAGCGGCUCGAGCUUCGACCCGCUCGACCCGCUGACGACCUCGCCGGCGGCCAAGCACACUGGCGGGCAGCGGGCGCGAUGCCUCGGCACGGGCACUGCCACCGGCCUGUCGCCGGCGGAUCAGCGGUCGCUCGAGGUCAACAUCGCCGUCACCAUGCUGGUGACGCGCGGCGAUUGCAGCCCGAUGGUCCGCAAGGAGCUCGUCGUGGCUCUCAGCCCGCUCAUUCGCGAGUACCAGGGCUUCUUCGUGGUGGCAGCCUACCUGUACUACGAGCGCGAGGACCGGCGGCAUUCCCGGAGGGCACGCACGCGGUCGACCGGCUCGCGAACGACGCAGAGCUACGACGCGCAAGAAGAGCAGGACGAGGACGAUGCGGUCAUCCGGCGCAUCAUCGAGCGCCUGCCCGCCGAGUACAAGCUGGAGGAGGCCGACGAGGCGAACAUCGCCGCCUGCUCGACCAUCUUCACGGCGCUGCUCGAUCUCAGCGCAGACGCGUACCCGGAGGUCGCCAGCCUGACGUGCACGAUCCUCGACUACAUCGUGGCGCUCAUGCGGGAGAGCGGCGUGGGCCGCAUCGCCGAGAACACGACGCUGCGCUUCGGCGCCGGCGCCGGCGACGCCACGCAUCGUCUCGUCACGCCCAAGGCGACGAACCUCGGCGCCGAGGGCUACUUCUCGUACACGCCGCGCCGGGCGUCGCAGGACAUUGCAGGCCAUGCGUUCACGUUUGGCGCCUCGUCGACGGCUGCCACCACGCUGAACAGCAACGGCUACAGCAGUCUGCGCAGCCCUGGUCGGCCAGCGGCCCGGAGGGCCCCCAGUCUGGCGCAGACAGUCAAGGCGAUCGCCACGCUGGGCUACUCGCGGCCGUCUUCGCCCGUGGGCUCGCCAGACGAAGACAGUGGAAUUCGCAGCCCCGGCAGCGCCGCCGGCUCGGCGCAGCACUCCGGCAGCGCCACGCCUGCGCUUGCCGCGCGCGUGCCUGCGCCCUCGUUCAACCUGGCGCAGUACGUCUCGCCGUACGCUCACGCGCGCCGCUCGACGACGCCGACGACGCCAGAGACACCGCGCAGCCCCAGCGCGACGCUGCCGACCUCGAGCUCGACCGCAGCGCUCGUCGCAGCAGCGCACCGCUCGUCCAGCGCCGAGAGUCUUGCCGCGAUCGCGCGCAUGCAGGCGCGCCGCGGCAACACGAGCGGCAGCACCACGCCUGGUGGCACGAUCAGUUCGCCGCUGGCAGAGCGCCAUCCCACGCCGAGCAGCGCAGCCCUCGCGCCGCCACAGAUGACCGGCGCGCCUGAGAAGGACGACGCCAAGGCUGUUGCGGCGCUGGCGAACCUCGUCGCUGCUGAUCUGCAGCGCUUCAAAGACCGGGCCGCAUUGGGCGCCGAGCUUGCCGCUGCUGGCGUGCCUCCGGGGGCCGCCGGACUAGCGGCCUCAUCUGCCGGCAACACGCCGAUGGCAAGCCCGUCGAUGACCCGCACGUCGACGCGCGACGGCAACCACUCUUCUGUUUCGAGCGCAGCGAGCAGCCCAGGCGGCAACGUCGGUCUGCGCGAGGUCCUGCCGCUGAAGAGCCGCCUCUUCUCGUGGUGCGCCGAGUACUACACGGAGCCGCAGAUGAAGUCGGCCGAGGCCGAGGAGCCGGGCAGCGUCAAGUACAACGUGCAGACGUGGAAGCGGCAGCGCAACGAGCGCCUCGUGAGCGAGUCGCAGGCGCACACCGACCAUGCGGGCUCGACGCCGUGGACGGACAACAUCGGCACGAUCAAGAAUGGCGCUCCGCCGUACCUGAUGCUCAUGCACCAAUUCGAGUCGCACCUCGUCACCGCGAGCGAGCAGGACACGAUCAGCGUGUGGGACUGGGAGCGGCAGCGGCUGCUCUCGCGCUUCCGCAACGGCAACCCCGAGAAGACGAACGUGACUUCCGCCGCUUUCGUCAAUGAGGACGUCGACGCGCUGCUGCUCAUCGGCUCGGCUGAGGGUGACGUGCGCCUGUACAGCAACUACGACGAGAGCCCUACGCACGUGGCUGGCUCUGGCCCCAAGCUCGUCAGCACGUUCCGUGCGCUGCCAGACCUGGCACGCACGAAGCGUCCGGCCGGCCUGAUCGUCGACUGGCAGCAGGUCACCGGGCACCUGCUGGCUGCGGGCGACAGCGGCGUGGUGCGCGUGUGGGAUGCGCACCGCGAGCUGUGCGUGUGCGACAUUCCGACGCAUCAGGGGAGCAGCGUCACCAGCCUGACGUCCGAGUACGACGUGGGCCACAUCUUUGUCGCCGGCUUCUCGGACGGCACCGUGGGCGUGUACGACCGCCGCAAUCCGCCCGAGGCGAGCCUGGUGCGCCUGUGGACGGAGCACUCGACGUGGGUGCAGAACGUGCACCUGCAGCGGCGCGGCAAUCGCGAGCUGCUCUCGGCCAGCGUCGACGGCGAGGUGCGGCUAUGGGACAUCCGCGGGCGCUCGUCGAUCUCGCGCGCCAACAUCUCGGGCGCGCUCGGCGGCAAGCUGUCGUGCGUCGCCGUGCACGAGCGGGCCCAGGUGUUUGCUGCUGCCUCGCAUCCGCGCUCGACGCGCUCCGGCAUCGCACCGCACCAGAUCAUCCUGUCGCACCUCGACUCGCUGGCGCCCAACAUGCGCUCCUCGCCGCUGGUGCGCAACUUUGGCGCGGGCACCUCGUCGCUCCCGGGGGUCGGCGGGCCGUCGAUCUCGUCGGGCAUCGCACGUGCACCCUCUGCCUUCACGCCGGCGUUCGGUGCGCUGACGUUCCACCCGCACAACCACGUGCUGGCGUACGCCAGCCCCGACGCCGCCGGCACGAUUGGCGUCGUGCGCUGCCCGCCGCCCAAGCCGGACUUGGCGCCGCAGCAGGACGACGACGAGCGCAAGAUACCCGAGUACAUCGACGUGUCCGGCGCGCUGCCGAGCAACGGGCCACCCGAGGGCCGCCCGCGCAGUCUGUUUGGCUUCUGAGCGGCCUCCCCAUCCCUGCAUCCCCUCUCCGGCUCCCCUCCUCGCACAUCAUCGCCGUGUCUGCAUCUGCCGCCGCCCGCUCUCAUGCUUCCGCGCUGCAUUUGCCGUGGACUGCCAGGCCGUCCGUCCUAAUCACACACGCCGACGUGUCCCCCUUCACCUGCAUUUGCCUCACAUAUCAUCGUCCGAAAUGCCAUUGCUUUGCCC